Somion occarium is the source of this 2552-nucleotide messenger RNA. Lineage: Eukaryota; Fungi; Basidiomycota; Agaricomycetes; Polyporales; Cerrenaceae. The record is from the annotation of a GenBank genome assembly.
AGCCUUGCACCAUAACUAGCACCACUAUUCCACACAGAGAACUUAUACAGGAUCAAUUGGAUGAGCAGUGUAAGCUCAGGUUGAUAUUGAGAUGUGAAUGCACUCUGCCAUAAAUUUAAUACCCAAAACCUGAGUCAAACGCGUUCGAAUGCUUACACGUAUCAGGUUCAACGCCUUUCCAACCGGUUCCUGCAAUAACUGAACAAGUUCUUGGUCGAGUAACUCCGCAUCCAGUUGGCCAACGCGGAUCACUCGAGCGGAGGGAGUGUUCUGACUACUGAGAGCUUCUUGGAUCGAUCGAAGACGGGGCUGCGCUUCCUCCCAGAGCUGGUGCCACGAUGAAGGAGGAGAUGAGGACAUCGUGGACGUCGGUGUCGAGAGGGAUUCAUGGUGGUCGUGGUCGUCUGCGAGGGCGGGAAAAGGGGAAAUGUCACAAUCACGUGGAGGUCUGUAAAGAGUAGAGAUCUCAGAUCUCCCUAGAUUGACUCGAUCAUCGUAAGCAAAUAUCGACCGCAUAACUUGUCUUUGCUUUCUUUCUGCUACCACGCGUUCCGCACUUCUAGAGUCUAUACCACAAUCUUCCAACAAUGGCAGAGGCCAUUCAACAACUCAUCCUUGAUACCCUCGAUAAACAGGGUACAAUCAAAGACACUCGUACCCUCGUCCUGCCUGGGCAGAUAGAUCCUGCGGCGACGCACGAUGCACAAAUCAUCAUCCUUGGAGCUCUCAACUCUCUUUCUAGUAGAGAGAUGAUUACAUAUACCACCCAAGAAACCCUGUCCCAUGUCCUCACACAGGAAGGUGCAUCAAUAGCCUUGAAUGGCUCACAUGAAGCUCGUGUAUGGGCCGUCCUUCCAUUGAAAGGAGAGGGAGAGCCAGUACCCCCGAAAGAACUGGAGAAACGAGUGGGUGCGGAAACGGCAAAGCUUGGUCAGGCAAAUGCGUUCAAGAAAAAGUGGAUUGCUAAGGAUGGUCCGGGAUUGGUCAAGUUGGUUUCUGAGAUUGUCGAUCAGACUCAACUCGAUAUGCGUGAGGUCGACUCUACAGGCACUCUGAAGGCAGGGGAGAAAGCACUUGCAGAGCUUCGUAGGCGAAAGCUCAUUACCCAGAGGAAAGGCCAAUGGUUCACUGUUCACAAGGGUCCCCUUUUCAGCACAUCAAUCGCGAAGCCCGAGACUGACCUCACUGUGGAUAUGCUCACAAGUGGAUCUUGGAAGACCUCGACCUACAAGAGAUAUAAUUUCGAUGCGGAAGGAGUUCCCACUGGUGGUGGUUCUCUGCAUCCAUUGAUGAAAGUUCGCGACGAGAUUCGUAGCAUCUUCUUGGAGAUGGGCUUCGCUGAGAUGCCGACAUCCUCUUUCGUCGAGUCAGGCUUCUGGUGCUUCGACUCAUUAUACGUCCCACAACAACAUCCUGCUCGAGAAGUCCAAGACACCUUCUAUCUCUCUGACCCGUCAACCUCACUCCCUCCUCCAGAAGCUUACUACAAGCGAGUCGCAAAAGUCCACGAGCACGGCGGAUAUGGAUCCACAGGAUACCGUGCUCCAUGGUCAGAUACCGAAUCAAGUAAACUCCUGCUUCGAACGCACACUACCGCCACUUCAGCGUCCAUGCUUUACAAACUUGCGGCCAAGUGUCGUGGUGAAGAGGUAGACGAUGACGGUUUGGCUACCCAUUCUGGUACCACUCAAACACACAAGGAAGAUGGAGAAGAGAGCGAUGCGUUCAGACCGGCGAAGUUGUUCAGUAUCGAUCGAGUGUUCAGAAACGAGACUAUGGACGCAACUCAUCUGGCUGAGUUCCACCAAGUGGAGGGUGUGGUCGCUGACCGGGGGCUUACUUUGGCUGAUUUGAUUGGUUUCAUGAGGGUCUUCUUCAAGAAGAUGGGUCUCGAGAAUAUCAGAUUCAAACCCGCAUAUAACCCAUACACCGAGCCUUCACUAGAAAUCUUCGCAUUCCACCCCCAACUAGGCAAAUGGGUCGAAGUAGGCAACAGUGGCAUGUUCCGUCCCGAAAUGCUGGAGCCCAUGGGUUUCCCCAAAGAUGUCCAUGUCCAUGGUUGGGGUAUUGGAUUGGAGAGGCCUACGAUGAUCAAAUACGGUAUCAGCAACAUUCGUACGUUAGUGGGGCACAAGGUGUCCAUUGAGAACGUAGAGAGCUCACCGGCUGUAGCUUUUCACAUGUAGCGUAGCUUUUAGGAUGUAGGGCAAAAAUGUAAAACAUGUAUGUGCACUCGAUUAGAGGGUUUUCUAAACAUGGUCUGCGAUGCUUACACGAAAGCCAGGUUUACUCGUGGUUCUUUUCCAAGUAAUCAUGAUAUGAGGAUAGUUUAAAUGAUGUCUGUGCGGGGUACACUGAAGUAAUCCACCAUCCUAAACGGCUGACUAUAGAGCGGUAAGAUGAUAGAUAAGUAAGUGGGAGGUUGGAUGAACAGGUUUAGAAUGAGAAAAUGGCCGCAUUCUUCUUUGACCCAAACAUGUACACGAAACUCUGACUCAUAAAUAGUCCGACAGUGAUACCAAUCGUAACUGCAACCAUGGCAUUUCCAAUCU